Molecule: messenger RNA, 758 nt
Organism: Lactuca virosa
Lineage: Eukaryota; Viridiplantae; Streptophyta; Magnoliopsida; Asterales; Asteraceae
Source: the annotation of a GenBank genome assembly
AUGGAUGGUGUAACAAUGGGAUUUGGUAUUGGCCUAUCUGGACAUGGUCGCUACAGAAUUAUAACAGAGGAAACUCUUCUUGCUAUGCCAGAGAAUGGAAUUGGUUUGUUUCCAGAUGUUGGAUUUGCUUACAUAGCAGCACAAACUCCAGGAGAAGGAUUAAUUGGUCUUAGGACACAUUUUUUCCCAUCUGGAAGUCUGGGCCCACUUAAGGAGACUCUCUUUCCUGAGGAUCCACAUCAUGAGCUGAAGCAAUAUUGGGGAAGUAUAGUAGCAACCCUGAAAGAGCUGGAAAAGUAUCAGCAAAAUACUGAUGCAUCAGUUUCACAGUGGGUCGUCGGUGUUGUUUAUAGCAUUCGAACAUGUUUUGUUUUUCCCCAAACCAUAUGGAGAAAAGCCCUAGCUGCAUCAAUCUUCCGUGUCGAUUCUCUUUUUUCGGAGAAAUUUUACUUUACUCUCUUAGACCAGUCAUUAACACCAUCGAACCAUUCACUGUUCAUGACGGCCCGGUGGAGUUGGUAUCACUGUUUAAUUCGAUUACGGAGAAAUGCCACGAAGACCUUUGGAAGGUUGACAGCAAAGAACAAGUUCUUACAGUACUUGAUUUUUUUUUUUUUUUUUUGCAAUAGUAUGUGUAUUCAGUCGAGCUGCAAAAUGGCAAAAAAAAUAGGCUUUUGCUAUCAUGGCAGAUUCAGUUGAGCAUUCAUUCGACAGAGCAAACAUAUCAAUGUUAUCCACCCCAGCCAUCUUAUGAGCAU